Ceratosolen solmsi marchali is the source of this 1604-nucleotide messenger RNA. RefSeq names its product KDEL motif-containing protein 1. NCBI's taxonomy places the organism in Eukaryota, Metazoa, Arthropoda, Insecta, Hymenoptera, Agaonidae. The coding region runs from base 1 to 1578 and encodes 525 amino acids. Gene Ontology annotation, molecular function: glucosyltransferase activity. The record is from RefSeq and is a predicted model, not a curated record. The transcript is spliced from 9 exons. Gene Ontology annotation, cellular component: endomembrane system.
AUGGAGUUCGGUUUUCCUAAAGACGCGUCGUCGUCACAGGACGUAGAGAUGAAGAGCUUCCAGACGACGACGAGGACAUUGGACGAUGCUUUGGCAAGUAACCUUUUUCUGCUGAAUUUGUUUAGUUCCAUUCGCUAUUCCCAAUUAAGCUUCUCGUCAAAAACAAUUGUUUGGGGUCCAGGACUUAAUCCAGAAAAUAUUACAUUAAAAGCAAGAUAUUUUUUUAUACAGCUCGUAACUAAAGGCGGGGAAAAUUUAACAGAGUCAGUAGGACCAAAUGUAAUCUCAUCAAAAAUAAUAGGAAAAACAGAGGAUAAUGCCCCUUGUCAUAUUUGGUAUCAACUUUUAGAUUGCAAAGAUGGCAGUUACAUUGUUCGAUACAGGAUCUAUAACGUUUGUUUUAAUCUUCAAAUUAUAGUUAAAAUACAAAAUAAAAUAUUAUAUUUAAAGCAAUCCAAAUUUAAAGGCCCGGUGUACGAAGAGGAAUGUUAUUGUCCAAAUCCAUCUAUUCACUCAUGGCUAGAGAGUAAUGAUUGUGUUCAGAAUUACACACAAAUUCUAAGCGAUCUUGAAUUAUUUCCCAAUGUAGACUUCGAUAGUUUAAGAAACAAAAUAAUCGCAAGAUAUAAUCAACCAAAUCGCAUUAGCAUUUGCCAUUAUGUAAUUAAAUCAAAUAAAAUUUAUAGGCAAUGUUACGGACAACAUGUUGGUUUUAAAAUAUUUAGCGAUGAAAUUUUAUUAUCUAUAACAAGAAAAACAACUCUACCAGAUGUCGAAUUUUUUAUGAAUUUAGGAGAUUGGCCUUUAGUGCCUAAAGAUAAAUUGAUUUAUCCCAUUUUUUCAUGGUGUGGUUCCGAAGAUACUAGAGAUGUUGUUCUACCCACAUACGAUAUAACUGAAUCUUCCAUAAAAGCAAUGGAUAGUGUAAUGUUAGAUAUGUUAUCGGUCCAAGGUAAUACAAAGUUAAGCUGGAAUGAAAAAAUAAAUAAAGUUUUUUGGAGAGGAAGAGAUUCUCGAAGAGAACGCCUAGAUUUAAUUGACAUAGGAAGAUCAAACCCUCAUCUUUUCAAUGCAUCGAUUACAAAUUUUUUUUUCUUUACCGAUGAAAUAAAAAAAUAUGGCCCUGAACAAAAACAUGUAUCAUUUUUUGAUUUUUUUAAGUAUAAAUAUCAAUUGAAUAUUGAUGGAACAGUGGCUGCUUAUAGAUUUCCAUAUUUACUCGCUGGAAAUUCUUUAGUUUUUAAACAAAAAUCAAAAUAUUAUGAAUUUUUUUACAAAAGUCUUACAGAGGGUAUACAUUUUGUUUCUAUAAAAAAUGAUUUGUCAGAUUUAGUAGAAAAGAUAAAUUGGGCUAUUAAAAAUGAUGACAAAGCUUAUAACAUUAGUAGAGAAGCUAGAGAGUAUACAAGAAAUAAUUUAAUGCCGCAACAUAUAUUUUGUUAUUAUAUCACCCUGAUUAAAGAAUGGAGUAAGCGCUUAACCAACUCUAUUCAAGUGUUUCCUGAAAUGGAAUACAUACCCCAACCAAAAAAUAAUUGCAAGUGUAUAGGUAAAAAGAUAAAAAGGGAUGAACUUUGAGUACUAUUGAAAAGAAAGAUUUUAAU